AUGAAAAAGAAUAGGCAAUUGAAGGAUAAAUGGGUAGCACAACAAUUCCUUGAUGUGUUCAAAACAAGGCCACACUGGCCUGCGAAGGAAAUUGUAGACUGCAUUAGAAGAGCAUUCAAGGUUAUUGUGACUAGGGAGUUUGCAUACAGAGUGAAAUAUGCAGCUCACAAGCUUUUGCAUGGCUCAAUGUAUGAGCAUUACAAGAAAGUUAAGGGAUAUUUGGCUGCCCUUGAGAGUUGCAGCCCUGGUUCUCACAGUGAGUUGGUAAUUGUGAUGCCAAAACAGCCACCUCCUAUAUUUCAAAGGUUGUUCAUUUGUUUUGAUGGUUUGGCUAAGGGCUGGAUUGAGGGAUGCAGAAAAGUGUUGGCCAUUGAUGGUUGCUUUCUGAAGACCUUUUUGGGUGGACAGUUAUUUUGUGAUGUUGGGAGGGACUCAAAUGACCAAAUGUUCCCUGUGGCUUGGGCUGUAACUGAAGGGGAGAACAGCCUCAGUUGGGAAUGGUUUUUGAAGCAUCUACAGACAUCAUUGGAGCUUGGUGAUGGUAUAGGCCUAGCAAUCCUCAGUGAUGAGCAUCAGGCUAUCCUAAGUGGUGUGUCUUCAGUUCUGCCUCAAGCAGAACAUAGACACUGUGCUAGGCAUGUGUAUGCCAACUGGUCUAAAUCUUACAGGGGAGAUGAAUUCAAACUCCAAUUCUGGAAGAUUGCAAAGUGUUACAAUAAGGCAGAUUAUGAUGAAGCCCUUGAUGAGUUGAGUAUGAUCAAUGUUGAAGCUGCACUGGCUUUCAAAGCUCACAACCCACAACACUUUUGUAGAGCUUUUCUCAGCACAGACAUCAAGACAGAUGCAAUAACCAGUAAUAUAGCUGAAACCUUCAAUGGCUAUAUUAUAAAUGCAAGAACAAAACAUCUGUUGCACAUGCUUGAGGAAAUCAGAUCAAACCUGAUGCAUAGAAUGGUUCAGAAAAGGCAACUGAUGGACAAGUGCACAUCUGUUCUGUGCCCAAGGAUACAGACCAAGCUUAAUCAAGAGAAAGAUAAAGCUGCUAUGUGUGAGGUGUUCCCAUCAACAAUGACACUGUUCAAUGUUACCUGUUUCACAUAUCAGGUAGUUGUGAAUUCGGACAUAAUGACAUGCACUUGCAGGAAGUGGGAUAUGCUAGGCAUUCCCUGCAAGCAUGCAAUUGCUUGUAUUUUUUUCCUGAACAAAGAAGCCGAAGACUUUGUGCACAAGUGUUACACAAAAGAAAGCUACAUGAGAGCAUAUGCAGGUUCAAUUCCUCCUUUAGUUGGGGAAAGGUACCGGCCCAAGGUCACAUACCAGUUGCAGCCUCCACCCAUCAAAAUUGGGCCAGGAAGGCCUAGAAAGAAGAGGGUGAAGGACCCUUAUGAGAACCCAAAGAAGCCUGGGGUGUUGACCAAGUCUGGUGUGGAGAUGACCUGUUCACUGUGUAAUGUGAAGGGUCAUAACAAAAGAAAAUGCCCUGAGAAGGGUAAAAUUGUUCAAUUUCAGUUGACUUCUUUUUGUUCAGUCACAACAAAUGUAACAAGGGGAGCUCCAACCCAUAGGAGUAGAAGCAGCAGGGGUAGGACUGUGUCAGUGAACCAAGGGACUUUGAAUUACUUGAUUAUGGGCACACAGCCAAGUCAGCAAUCCACACUUACUCAGCACCCUCAGUAG
Chenopodium quinoa (quinoa) is the source of this 1677-nucleotide messenger RNA. RefSeq lists its product as uncharacterized. Lineage: Eukaryota; Viridiplantae; Streptophyta; Magnoliopsida; Caryophyllales; Amaranthaceae. The record is from RefSeq and is a predicted model, not a curated record. The transcript is spliced from 4 exons. Bases 1 to 1677 code for a protein of 558 amino acids. Gene Ontology annotation, molecular function: zinc ion binding.